This is a messenger RNA of Alexandromys fortis (reed vole), 7412 nucleotides long. It is a transcript of the gene Kif5a, whose product is annotated as kinesin family member 5A. The coding region runs from base 298 to 3393 and encodes 1031 amino acids. Gene Ontology annotation, cellular component: microtubule. The transcript has 28 exons. Lineage: Eukaryota; Metazoa; Chordata; Mammalia; Rodentia; Cricetidae. Gene Ontology annotation, molecular function: microtubule motor activity; ATP binding; microtubule binding. Gene Ontology annotation, biological process: mitotic cell cycle; microtubule-based movement. The record is from RefSeq and is a predicted model, not a curated record.
CAGUGUGGUUCACCCCCUGCGAAGGAAACCCCGCCCUCGCUGCUCCUGCGCGCCCCGCCCAGGCCCGCAGCGCGGCUGCAGCGCGAGGGGCGGAGAGGCACAGCGCGGAGAGAGGACCAGACGCCCAGGUCGCCGCAUCCAGUGCCGCAGGAGACCGAAAGCGCGCCUUCGCCCGGGUGUCCCAGCUGCUUCCUUGGCCCCAGCGACAGAUCACCUGUCCUCCGCCUUGACCCCAGCUCAGCGCUCCCUUCUUUCGGAGCACACACUACCCCGUGCAGCCGAAGACUUGCGACCACCAUGGCGGAGACCAACAACGAAUGCAGCAUCAAGGUGCUUUGCCGAUUUCGGCCCCUGAACCAGGCAGAGAUUCUGCGGGGGGACAAGUUCAUCCCCAUUUUUCAAGGGGACGACAGCGUCAUUAUUGGGGGAAAGCCGUAUGUCUUUGACCGUGUAUUCCCCCCAAACACGACUCAGGAGCAAGUUUAUCAUGCAUGUGCCAUGCAGAUCGUCAAAGAUGUCCUUGCUGGCUACAAUGGCACAAUUUUUGCUUAUGGGCAGACGUCCUCAGGGAAAACACAUACCAUGGAGGGCAAGCUGCACGACCCUCAGCUGAUGGGAAUCAUUCCUCGGAUUGCUCGAGACAUCUUCAACCACAUCUACUCCAUGGAUGAGAACCUGGAGUUCCACAUCAAGGUUUCUUACUUUGAGAUUUACCUGGAUAAGAUCCGAGACCUUUUGGAUGUGACCAAGACAAACCUGUCUGUGCACGAAGACAAAAAUCGGGUGCCGUUUGUCAAGGGUUGUACCGAACGCUUUGUGUCCAGCCCAGAGGAGAUUCUGGAUGUGAUCGAUGAAGGGAAGUCAAACCGCCACGUAGCUGUCACCAAUAUGAACGAGCACAGCUCUCGGAGCCAUAGCAUCUUCCUCAUCAACAUCAAGCAGGAGAACAUAGAGACGGAGCAGAAGCUCAGCGGGAAGCUGUACCUUGUGGACCUGGCCGGGAGCGAGAAGGUCAGCAAGACCGGAGCAGAAGGGGCUGUGCUGGACGAGGCAAAGAAUAUCAACAAGUCGCUGUCGGCCCUGGGAAACGUGAUCUCUGCCCUGGCUGAGGGCACUAAAAGCUAUGUGCCGUACCGUGACAGCAAAAUGACGCGGAUUCUUCAGGACUCCCUGGGAGGAAACUGUAGGACCACCAUGUUCAUCUGCUGCUCACCGUCCAGCUACAAUGACGCGGAGACAAAGUCUACCCUGAUGUUUGGGCAGCGGGCAAAGACUAUUAAGAAUACUGCCUCAGUGAAUCUGGAGCUGACGGCUGAGCAAUGGAAGAAGAAAUAUGAGAAGGAGAAGGAGAAGACCAAGGCCCAGAAGGAGACCAUCGCAAAGCUGGAGGCCGAGCUGAGUCGGUGGCGCAAUGGAGAGAAUGUGCCUGAGACCGAGCGCCUGGCUGGGGAGGACUCAGCUCUGGGAGCUGAGCUGUGUGAGGAGACUCCUGUGAAUGACAACUCAUCCAUCGUGGUCCGCAUCGCACCCGAGGAGAGGCAGAAGUAUGAGGAAGAGAUCCGCCGCCUCUACAAGCAGCUUGACGACAAGGACGAUGAGAUCAACCAGCAGAGCCAGCUCAUUGAGAAGCUGAAGCAGCAGAUGCUGGACCAGGAAGAGCUGCUGGUGUCUACUCGGGGAGACAAUGAGAAGGUCCAGCGGGAGCUGAGCCACCUACAGUCAGAGAACGAUGCUGCUAAGGACGAGGUGAAGGAAGUCCUGCAGGCCCUGGAGGAGCUGGCAGUCAACUACGACCAGAAGUCGCAGGAGGUGGAAGAGAAGAGCCAGCAGAACCAGCUGCUGGUGGACGAGCUGUCCCAGAAGGUGGCCACCAUGCUGUCCCUGGAGUCUGAGCUACAGCGACUCCAGGAGGUCAGUGGACACCAGCGGAAACGGAUCGCUGAGGUACUCAAUGGGCUGAUGAAGGACCUGAGCGAGUUUAGUGUCAUCGUGGGCAACGGUGAGAUUAAGCUGCCAGUGGAGAUCAGCGGGGCCAUUGAAGAGGAGUUCACCGUGGCCCGACUCUACAUCAGCAAAAUCAAAUCGGAGGUCAAGUCUGUGGUGAAGCGGUGUCGGCAGCUGGAGAACCUGCAGGUGGAAUGUCACCGCAAGAUGGAGGUGACUGGCAGGGAGCUGUCAUCCUGCCAGCUGCUCAUCUCACAGCAUGAGGCCAAGAUCCGUUCGCUUACGGAAUACAUGCAGAGUGUGGAGUUGAAGAAGCGGCACCUGGAAGAAUCCUAUGACUCCCUGAGCGAUGAACUAGCCAAGCUUCAGGCGCAGGAAACUGUGCAUGAAGUGGCCCUAAAAGACAAGGAACCGGACACACAGGACGCAGAGGAAGUGAAGAAGGCCCUGGAGCUGCAGAUGGAGAAUCACCGUGAGGCCCAUCACCGGCAGCUGGCCCGCCUCCGGGAUGAGAUCAAUGAGAAGCAGAGGACCAUUGAUGAGCUUAAAGACCUGAACCAGAAGCUGCAGUUGGAGCUGGAGAAGCUGCAGGCUGAUUAUGAGAGGCUGAAGAACGAAGAGCACGAGAAGAGCGCCAAACUGCAGGAGCUGACAUUUCUGUACGAGCGACAUGAGCAGUCCAAGCAGGACCUCAAGGGGCUGGAGGAGACAGUUGCCCGGGAACUCCAGACCCUCCACAACCUUCGCAAGCUGUUCGUUCAAGACGUCACGACUCGAGUCAAGAAAAGUGCAGAAAUGGAACCCGAGGACAGUGGGGGGAUUCACUCCCAGAAACAGAAGAUCUCCUUUCUUGAGAACAACCUGGAACAGCUUACAAAAGUUCACAAACAGCUGGUACGUGACAAUGCAGAUCUGCGUUGUGAGCUUCCUAAAUUGGAAAAACGACUUAGGGCUACGGCUGAGAGAGUUAAGGCCCUGGAGGGUGCACUGAAGGAGGCCAAGGAGGGCGCCAUGAAGGACAAGCGCCGGUACCAGCAGGAAGUGGACCGCAUCAAGGAAGCCGUGCGGUACAAGAGCUCCGGCAAGCGGGGCCAUUCUGCCCAGAUUGCUAAGCCUGUGAGGCCUGGCCACUACCCAGCCUCCUCACCCACCAACCCUUAUGGCACCCGGAGCCCCGAGUGUAUCAGUUACACCAACAGUCUCUUCCAGAACUACCAGAACCUGCACCUGCAGGCUGCACCUAGCUCCACCUCAGAUCUGUACUUUGCUAACUCCUGUGCCAGCAACGGAGCCACAUCCGGUGGCCCCUUAGCUUCCUACCAGAAGGCCAACAUGGACAAUGGAAAUGCCACAGAUAUCAACGACAACAGGAGUGACCUGCCAUGCGGCUACGAGGCUGAGGACCAGGCCAAGCUUUUCCCUCUCCACCAAGAGACAGCAGCCAGCUAACUCCCAUUCCUGGCUACAUAUCUGCACUUCCAGGUAGCCGAGGCAACUCCCCACUCUGGCCCUGGUCUCUUCCCAUCUGGCCAUGUCUCUUCUGUUUCUUUUCUUUUUAUAGUGUGUGUGUGUGUGUGCAUGUGUGCGUGCGUGUGUGUGUGUGCGCACGCGCGUGUGUGUAUGUGCACCUUAUUUUCUGAAACAAGGUCUCUCACUGAAACUGGAGCUUGCUGUUCUGGUUGGACUGCUGGUCGCUCACCCCCACCCCUACCCCCCUUUUCUGCCUGUUUCUGUCCCCCCAGUGCUGGCUUUAUGUGUGUGCUGGGGAUCUGAACACAGUCCUCUUCCCUACGCAGAAGCACCUUAUGACUGAGCCAUCUCCCCAGCACCUCCCCUCUUUAUUUUUUCUUAAACCAUCUCAAAACUUUUCAAUUUCUGCUUAGCCUGGUACUUAGCACAAGCCUAUAGUCCUAGCACUCAGACAGAGGCAGGAGGAUCAUGGGUUAGUGAGAUCCUGUAUCAACAACAAACAGAAGGAUUUACUAAGAACCCCAAAUCACACAUCAGUUCAUGCUUUCCCUUAUGGAGGUUACCUCCAACCCUGACCUCUCAUGUACCUUGGUGCUACCCUUCAGGUCUGGCGGUAACUGCAGUACUGAUCUCCACCACUAGGGAUCGCUCACACAUUUAGAAAAAUUGUAUACGCUUGCCAACAGCUACAGCGACAGGAGAGCUUGGGAGAACAUCCCAUCAAGCCUCCGCCUCCACCAUAAAAUAACCUUAGACACAUGGAGAUGCUUUGAGCUAAGAUGCCUCUUGUCACGAUGUCUGUUUUAUUCUUGUGUACUAUUCCUAGAUCUGCAUAUGCUACCAAAGACUCUGAUGCUGUCUGACUCUUGGUCCCUCUAGCUAGUGACAUUGGUCCUCUCCAUACUGUUCACUGAAAAUGAAAACCAACUGCCUCCAGUCUCCAACCCCUCCAGCUUCCAUGCCUCCUUCUUGCCAGGAGUUUCCCCACCCCCUUGUUCCUGGUGUCCCCAGGCUUCUUGUCAUGGUUGCUUUAAACCCCAGGUGGUCAGUGGGACCUAUUUUGUCAGAUCCUUGGCGGACUAGGAUCACUAGGAUUGAGAGCAAAUGGCCAGUCUCUUGCUGGGCUGUACUAGGCCAAGCCCCUCCCAGGUUUGGCCAGGCAGAAAAGCAUAGGGAAGAGAGAACUGGAAUGGAGAAAGAGGAUGCUGGGAGAAUUGGGAUGGAGAAGCAGGGGUUGGUCUGGCUGAGAGUGGGGGUGGAUGGGGUUGGCUUGUCGGUGUUAAAGGGACAGAACUGUAAACCAAUGUGUGUGCCAAUACCGUCUGUUCUGACACAGAGCCUGGGCUCCGGCUGGCUCCUCACGCCUUCUUUCUCUUUCUUUCCCAGUUUCUAAGAGGGACUGAGGCCUCUUCUCUCAGCAUGCUGCAAAACCUGUGGUCUCUGAUACUAGCUCCCUCCCCAGCCCGUGUUGUUGGACUGUCGAUGUCUCCUCCCUCAUACUCUGUACUCUGUAUCUAUAUACCAGAAGCUGCUGCUGCUGCUGCUGCGUCUCCUCUGUUCUUCUCUCUCAGUAGCUGGUGAUGUAUUUAGCAGGUUGUAAGCAUAGUCUCCCCUCCUCGUUCAGCAUUAGGGAGGAGGGGAGUGUCUUCUUCUUUCUUCCAUAUGCUUGUUUCUUACACCGAGUGAUGUUAGUCACCGAGUAGAGGUCACAAGAUGAUCACGGAAAUGCGGGAACUAGGAGAGCACGCUCCUUCUUGCUCACAAACACACGUAUACAUGCACACACACACACAGUGUACAUACAAAGCCUUAAGCAGAAGAAUGUCAGCAUCUACGAAAAGAGAGAAACAGAACACCCCCCCCCUCUUUACACAGAGCACAGGGGAGGACCAAGCAGAAGGGUUGCUAAAUUGCCCCCCAUCCUCCCUUCACCUGAGGCAGGAGAUUGUGGGUGUUCACUUCGGCCCUGUGAAGUCUGCCUUUUGCUGCCUUCUCCCCCAAUCUGAGAGCAUGGACUGUUCAAGGGACUCUUUCCCUUCCUGGCCCAAACCUCUUUUGAUACUUUCUACUCUAGCUAUCAGACUCAGAACUUAGAGUUGACUUAAAAACUAUAUUCUGAAAAGUUGAGAAGGCGGACCUCUGAGAAAGGGCCGCUCGUCUGUCUGGGCCGAUAGUUACAAGCAAGCGGAGUUAGAGCGACGGGUUCCCUGGGUCUGGGGCGUGGACAGGCUGAGGGCUACCAUGUGUUUUUCUAUCGCAGUGCCCUUGGGUUGAAGUUUUGAGCUCAUUCUUUCUCCCUUUUGGGCCGCACUUGCUUCCCACCUCCGACUCUGGUUUGGGGCUUCCAGUUCACUGACGUAACAGCUGUUUCUAGCCACCUUCUCUUCGAGCUGGAGUCUGGCUCUUUCCCAACACGCCUUCUUCCCCAGCACAGAGUUCCUUUGGGAAUCUCCAUCUGAUACUAAGUGCACUUUAAAGAUGGGGCAGGGGUAGGAGGUACGGUGUAGGGGAAACAGCUUCCCCAGCACAUGAAAAAGCCGCGAUUCUGACACCCAGUACCUCACAAGAAAAGCCAGGGAUGGUGGCUCUCAUUUGCGAGUGUUGCUCUCCAGGAGCUGAGGUAGGAAAACUGCUAAAUUUGAGGCUAGCCUGGACUAUGGAGUCAGUUCCAGGAUAGCUUGAGCUACGGUGAGAAACCUUGUCUCAAAACAAAACAAAGAAGAAAAAAGAAAGGGACAGAUGAGAUUUUUCAGAAGUGACAGAGGCAGAGGGCCUGAACCUAGUCCCCUCCCUACAGCCAUUCUCAGCCCAGGUUCUCUCCUCUCCAGCAGUCGAGGGGACAUUACUUUAAUUCAGAUGGUCCUUUCCUCCCAUCGGCUAAGGUGGUUUCCCGGAUAACUGCAGGAAUGAAGGUCACCACCCAGCUAAGCCAAGCAAUACAGCCAGCCGAGCAUCCAGAUACCCGGUCUUUCCCGGGGUGGGAGACCAGGCCACCGCGACAGCAGGGUGCCCUGUCUGCCAGCUUCAGAGCUGGAGGCAAGACUGUGGAUGGCUGGACAGCAGCUGGUACAUGGGGGCUGUAGUGGUUGUGACUCCUCCAAGGGGACGUUUCUGCUCUUUACCUGUUAAAGAACGGCAGAGAUGAAGACAGCCUCAGAGCGGUGUGGGGAAGUCCAGAGCGGCAGUCUUCAGUGUUUCAAAGUCAGUCUUAUGUAGGAAGGCGUAAAAAGUAAGCCAGGGCUUUGGUGGUGGCUCAGUGGUUCUGCGCUGGCCUUUGAUACUUAGUGUGAUAAAGCCUUAUAAGGGUCCCAUCUUUCUCUGGGACUGCAAAGCCCAGGAAAAACCCCAAAUGAUAAAUAGUUCAAGCUUGGGAAGUUUAUCUUUUCCUACUCCUCCCCGCCCCCAGGGCAAAUGCUUAAUUAGUUGAAGGGCCCCAAAUAGCCCUAAGCGUAUAGGAAUCCCUUAUUUUCAAGAGGGGCCCAACGUGGUUUCCCUACCCUGAAACCACAACUCCAAAGAGACUACAGGUGGGGCAUAUGAGUCUCUGUCUCGGACGCAGUGGGCAAAGGAGGCAGACAGCAUCCUGUCUGUGACUCCGUGCCAGCGGGACACCUGAGAAUCUGAGGGAGUUUGUGUAAGCUUGCCACCAGACGAUUCUUCCCAAACACAAGGAAACGUUGAGUGUCCACAGCAGAGCAGACGACAGGAGGGGUGGUGUAUCCUUCCAGAGCCUUCUCUUCGGCACUAUGUAAGGGAAUACCACUUGCUUAUGUUAGCCAGAAACAGCCCCUUUACCAGGAACUUCUCACCACACUCUCCCUCCCUCCGUUCACCGCAUCCCCUUCAGACAGCCAGGUCACCAGGAGAUGACCUGCCCGCCCACCCACAUCUGCCAAAAUGUUGCAUGCCAGCGUGGAAGACAGACCAAAUUGCACAAAUCCCAGUGUGUAUUUACUUGGUGGACACAGAUACCUUUAAAAUAAAAUAAAUCCAAUGAC